CUCAGCCUUACGCAUUCAACCCCGUUAUUCCUUGAUCGCACCUUCCAUAACUGCCGCGCUUGGAAUUAUAUCACACCAACUGUCAAUGACCACCUCGAUACCUUUCUCCCUACGUUGACCAGCAUCUCGUUCCUCCACACCUCGACCUCGACAUAGCGAGUGUAUCCCUCCAACCCUCUUGAUUCCUCUUGUUGGUACUAGGGCUAGACUGCCACCAUGUCUAGUGCGUUGGGCCGAGACCCCUACGAUGACGACCAUGCAGUCCUCGAUGAUGACUUUUUGAACGACGAGGUCGAACCAGAUGAACCUUCCUACAACACUUCGGACCGCGCCCCGUUGACAGGCAACAUCCAAUCAUCCUCGUCACAAGCGCCUAUUAAUCAAGGUUACCUGACGUCCCGCAUUCCAGGCGAGGACAGAAGAGCCCCUCAAAAUACCAUCGAUGAGAGUGUAUGGGAUACCGUGUCAAGAGAUCUCGUCGCCGUCUGGGAGAAGAUGAAGCAAGUUCUCUACCCCAAAUAUCUCCUGGGUGGCAUACUGCAGAGGCAAGGAAGUGGUACUGGUGAUGCUGAAAGCCAAGGCUUUGGUCGUGACCUUCGAGGCCUGGUUGGCAGAUGGCCAGACGCCGAUGGGAUCCUGCAAGGUGCAAUGAGUGAUGGUUUGCGAGAUUGGGAUCUAUGGGGUCCCCUCAUCUUCUGCCUAUUAUUGGCCAUGUUCCUUUCGAUGCGAGCCAGCAGCGACCAAACUGAUCUAGUCUUCUCUGGAGUUUUCACUGUGGUUUGGAUUGGAGAGGCCGUCGUCACACUUCAAAUCAAACUACUUGGAGGCAACAUUUCCUUCAUGCAAUCAGUCUCUAUCAUCGGCUACACUUUAUUCCCUCUUACGAUUGCAGCACUCCUAAGCGCCCUCGGUCUGCCUAUGAUUGCUCGUAUCCCCGUCUAUAUCAUUCUGGUUGGAUGGUCGCUGGCCGCUGGGGUUAGUAUACUAGGAGGGUCAGGCGUGGUCAAGAACCGAGUGGCAUUGAGCGUCUACCCUCUCUUUGUCUUUUACGUCGGCCUGGGCUGCCUAUGUUUCAUUAGCUGAAGAGACAAGACUCGAUCUCGGUCUUGAUGUAUUGAUAUAAUGGGUGGAUGCGAUACAACAGUGGUCGCCCAUAGCUUGGGAAUCGGAUAGAUUAUGGCGACGAUGAAUCUAACACAAACAUGUUUGUAGAGAAUAGUAUUUGAGAUUUGGAUAUGGAUGAAUUCGAGUCUCAUUGACGAUAUUGUUG
Molecule: messenger RNA, 1270 nt
Organism: Exophiala mesophila
Lineage: Eukaryota; Fungi; Ascomycota; Eurotiomycetes; Chaetothyriales; Herpotrichiellaceae
Exons: 4
Coding region: 217-1083 (288 amino acids)
Biological process (GO): endoplasmic reticulum to Golgi vesicle-mediated transport
Cellular component (GO): trans-Golgi network; membrane
Source: RefSeq, a predicted model, not a curated record